UAUUUCUAUAUAUCAAGCUCCAUUAUGAACUUCUACAAGGUCUUCAUUUUCGUUGCCCUCAUCCUGGCCAUCAGCCUUGGUCAAUCCGAGGCUGGUUGGCUGAAGAAGAUUGGCAAGAGAAUUGAACGCAUUGGCCAGAACACACGAGAUGCCACCAUCCAGGGCUUGGGCAUAGCUCAACAGGCAGCAAACGUUGCGGCCACAGCCAGGGGCUAAAC
This is a messenger RNA of Drosophila arizonae, 218 nucleotides long. Its product is annotated as cecropin-1/3-like. Gene Ontology annotation, biological process: antibacterial humoral response; defense response to Gram-positive bacterium; defense response to Gram-negative bacterium. The record is from RefSeq and is a predicted model, not a curated record. Lineage: Eukaryota; Metazoa; Arthropoda; Insecta; Diptera; Drosophilidae. Gene Ontology annotation, cellular component: extracellular region.